GUGCCGCGUGCAUGCACAAACUAGCUAGCUAGCUAGCCACAAUGGCCAGCGAUCUAGAUCUAAAUGGAAUUCUCAACAAGAUAGACCAGAAUGCCUCUACUGAUCAACUAGAGAAGCUGAAACUACUGGCAGCAGCUGUGGUCUCAUUCAAGAUCAUUGAAGACCCAUCGAAGAUUACUGGUGAUAUCUAUAGGGCUGUGUUCGAUGUGUUUGUAGAGGAACCUAACGCAGUUACAGUGUUCAAGAGGCUACUAACAGGAGCUGGCUAUGCUAGGAGACUUAUUGAAGAACUAACACAAUUCACUGUUGCAUCCCAGCCGUCCCCAGACCUAGAAAAGCUUUAUUUCUACGAACUUCUUGUCAAAGUUUCAGAUCAAGUCGGAAAUGGCGAGUACUUUCGGUAUCUGAGGAACCGCAUACCACGGAAAUUGCUCGACAUAAACCGUGAUCGAAUUUCAACUUGUGUACGAUUGUUUCAAAUCUUAGAGCAGAAGAGAAUAUUAGACCCAUUAAAGGCGACAAGCUCUCUCACACAAUUGGAGGGAUGGCUCAAGGACAUCAAUAGAGAUGAUGUCGCUGAGAUUGUGAGGAAGAGGAUCGAUGAAAUUAGAGAAAGGGAGCAACCGCAACAGGGUGGAAUUCAACCUCUUAAUGAUGGAGAUAGAGUCAUACAACCAGUACAAGAAACAGAGACCAUAUAGGGCUAUUUUGGUGUUAUUGUGUGUUUUAUGUUCAUUAGUUAUUGUUUAAUAUCUUACAUAUAUUAAUUGUCAUACAUUUUUUAUUUUAGUCGAUUCUC
Halichondria panicea is the source of this 799-nucleotide messenger RNA. RefSeq lists its product as uncharacterized. The record is from RefSeq and is a predicted model, not a curated record. Bases 42 to 701 code for a protein of 219 amino acids. The transcript is spliced from 3 exons. Lineage: Eukaryota; Metazoa; Porifera; Demospongiae; Suberitida; Halichondriidae.